Messenger RNA from Fusarium tjaetaba, 1743 nucleotides. RefSeq names its product THI3-positive regulation factor of thiamine metabolism. Lineage: Eukaryota; Fungi; Ascomycota; Sordariomycetes; Hypocreales; Nectriaceae. The transcript has a single exon. Gene Ontology annotation, molecular function: thiamine pyrophosphate binding; magnesium ion binding; carboxy-lyase activity. The record is from RefSeq and is a predicted model, not a curated record. Bases 1 to 1743 code for a protein of 580 amino acids.
AUGAUAAACAGAAAGAUCCCUUUAGCAUCUUACCUUUUCACACGCCUCAGACAGGCAGGCACGAGACGCGUAUAUGGCGUCCCAGGCGACUUCACCCUCCGAGCCCUGGACCAUCUACCGCGUUCAGGCCUCAAGUUCGUCGGAUGCUGCAACGAGCUGAACGCCGGAUACGCAGCAGAUGGGUAUGCUCGCGCCCAACGUCAUCGCAAAGGAUCUGGAAUUGGAGCAUUGAUAACGACCUAUGGCGUUGGCGAGCUAAGUGCGGCUAAUGCAGUUGCCGGCAGCUAUGCGGAGUAUUUGCCAGUUGUUCACAUCGUCGGAACGCCCUCGCGACGCGCAAGACAAGUAUCGUGCUCUUCUGUUGACGGAAAGAAACCGCAUUUGCAUAUUCAUCAUACGAUGGCGGACUCUAGAAUUGGGGUUUAUCGCGAGAUUGCGGAGAAGUUUACUGUUGCACAGCUUGAUCUUGCGGAGUCGGCGCCGGAAGAGGUCCCAGCUCAGAUCGAUAGGGUAUUAUCGCAGGCGCUACAUCACAGUCGGCCUGUCUACAUAGAGAUGCCAUCAGAUGUUGUAGAGACGGAAUUAUCGUCGGACAAGCUUGGCGAUCCGAUAGGUCCGAAUCCCGACGCAGCUCGUAACCUUGACGCUGGCAAAAUGGCACAGAAUCUCUUGCAGAAGCUAUAUUCAGCCAAGCGGCCUCUUAUCAUGGUUGAUCGAGCUGAAGGCGCCGAGACCAUCAGACAAGAGAUCAACGAAUUCGUUCGAAAGUCAGGCAUUCCUACUGUGUCUUUGCCAUCAGGAGCCAGCAUGGUGGAUAAUUCGCUGCCAAACUACUUUGGCGUUUACUCAGGCUCUAUCGGAACGGUUGACCUGACACCGGAGGUCAAGUCAGCGGACCUUGUAUUGGCCUUUGGAUGUCAAUUCUCUGAUACUCAAACGCUAGGUUGGGCGGUGUUACCGGAACGAAAUGUUAUGACUCUCAUUGGCAAGAACCACGUUGAAGAUGAGCCUGUCAAUGUCCAACAUGUUCUCAAGGACAUGGCUCAGAAGCUUGACAAGGCACGGCUACCGCUUCAAGAGACGUCCUCAUGGGGAGACUUUCGAAAUCAACCGCAGUUCGAAGUCUUUCCCAAGGCGUAUAUCAUCCAAGAUGAGUUCUAUAUCCAUCUGAACAAACAUCUACAACCCAACGACACAGUCAUCCUUGGCAACGCGACACCAAUCAUAGGAGGCCGCGACUUAGUUCUCCCACCAUCUUCUCAGCUUGUCGCAUCUGGAAUGUGGUUCUCAAUCGGUCACAUGCUCCCCGCCGCUCUUGGAGUCUCGCAAGCAAAGGCAGUCAUGAAGUCAAAAGGUCGCACGAUUCUUCUUGACGGAGAUGGAAGCUUCCAGAUGACGGCUCAAGAACUCAGCACUAUUAUUCACCAGCGUGCCAACGUGAUUAUAUUCAUCAUUAAUAACAGCGGGUAUACGUAUGAGAGGUAUAUCCAUGGAAUGAAUGAAGCGUAUAACGAUGUGGCGCCUUGGAACUAUAGUGCUGCCCCGCAGUUAUUUGGGGACGCGCCGGCGGGAUAUCCGAUUCAUUCUUGCAAAGUGAGGAAUAUGGAGGAACUGGAUGAGGUUCUGAAUUCUGAGGGCUUUGUAAAGGGUAAAGGCCUGACUCUUGUUGAUGUUGAGAUGGAUAUGUAUGAUAUCUCGGAAAAAGCCAAGGUUUUAUUUGAGUUGGCUGGAAAGCAGCUGUGA